This is a messenger RNA of Myotis davidii, 1859 nucleotides long. RefSeq names its product pleckstrin homology and RhoGEF domain containing G7 (gene PLEKHG7). Gene Ontology annotation, biological process: Rho protein signal transduction. The record is from RefSeq and is a predicted model, not a curated record. The transcript is spliced from 11 exons. NCBI's taxonomy places the organism in Eukaryota, Metazoa, Chordata, Mammalia, Chiroptera, Vespertilionidae. Gene Ontology annotation, molecular function: guanyl-nucleotide exchange factor activity. The coding region runs from base 10 to 1269 and encodes 419 amino acids.
AAUGAAGUCAUGGCAACACAUCGGAAACUUCCUACUGAUCAAGUAGACUUGAGAAAGCAGCAAGAGGCCGUGUGGGAACUUUUCGCGAGCGAAUGCACUUACUUCUUGGACCAUUUGUUAGUUCUUAAGAUGAUCUUUAUGAAUACACUAAAAUAUCUACAAACCUAUGAAUAUCUCCUGGAUGUGGAUUCAUGGCGCCUUUUUGCAAACCUGGAGGAGUUAAGUCAGACAAGCUAUGGUUUUGCGAGCAGUCUUUUUGCCAUCAUCAAGGACUACUUCGAUGCCUCUGAGACUUCACCACCCAUGGAUUUCAUUUCCGUGCUCGCGAAGCAUUUCCGAGGGAGCCUCUGUCAGAGCCACCAGACCUACUGCCUGAACUACUCCGCCGCUGUCUUUUACCUCGAGAGCCUGAAGCAGAGAGAGGACUUUGGAAUUUACUUAAAAUGGUGUGAGCAAAAUGAACAGUGCAGGCGGCUUCACCUGGCUGAGCUGCUGGUGGCCCCCCUGCACAGGCUGACCCGGUACCCCUUGCUGCUGAAGAAUAUCUGGAAAAGGAGUACAGACUCCACUGAGAAAAUCAUGAUCUACUCCAUCAAGGAAAAGGUGGAAAAGUCAAUCCGGGAUCUUGAAGGAAAAGUGAAGUGGCUUGACAAUUUUCAAAAAUUUAGACAUCUUCAGGAGAUUAUAGUGUGGCCUCCACUUUGGGAUAGAGAUAAAAGGUUUUUCAUUCCAGAGUGCCUGAAACACAUUUUUAAAGAGCACAUGGCAGAAAACAUCCUGUCACCAACCAACAGACACCUUCUCUAUGAGGGAAAAUUAACUCUUGCAGAAAGUACCAGAUUCCUAGAUGUUUAUCUGUUUCUCUUUGAUGAUUUCCUCUUAGUUACGAAAACUAAGCGCAACAAAAAGAAAGUUGGAGGCUUGGACACAGGUGUAAUGUGUCCUUCACUUACUCCUGAGCUGCAAACAGUAAUAAAAGAGGGUGGUUCGUGCAAGGUACUCGAUCAGCCCAUUCCACUGGAUAGAUUGGUAGUCAAAAGUAUUGAUCCACUCCACGUAUCAGUUUUUGGACUGAGAAAUGCCUUCCUUAUUCAACAUGAAAGCCGGUAUCGACAGUGCAUAGCAGCAUUCUUAUUGCAAGCCCAAACAGAAAACAUCAAAAAAACAUGGAUGGCACAAAUAACAGCAGCAAUCUCUUGCUUCACCAAGAGUCAGGAAACCAAGAAAAUAUCUUUAUUCAGAUCAUCCACAGAAUCCUCUGAAAUUUAGGGACCUAAAACUAAUUUUUUAGAAAUGAAGGAUAAAGGUCUUCUUUCAAACUUUUGUAACACUUAGUGAUGAGCUAGAAGAAAAUGUGUCUUUUAAAGGAGUUCCAGAAUUUGCGUGAAGAAAAUCCUCAGUACAGAGAAAUGAUGACUGCAACAAAUUUGAAUUCUGGGGAAUUUCUUGUCAAGUAUAUACUGAUAUCCAGACUACCUUAAAAUGCUUCGGUCAGACUUAUAAGAGGUGUGAGUGAAGUGUGAUGCUGUUAUAAUUUGUAAAGGGUGAGUGAUCAGUUGUUCACUGUUUGGAGUGGCAAGAGGAAAAUGUUUGUGUCCAAUAUGAAUUCUAGCAUCUUACUUUGUGUAUACCUAUAAUGAAACCAACCUCCCCACAUGGCUUAUAAAUCACAUACUGCUUUAUAGUCCUGCCUCACACAUAGAUCAUUCUUUUGACACAAAGUUUGAUUGCUCUUUUAAUAUAUUAAGUGAUAAAUAAGGUCCUCAUUUUAAAAGCAGUUUUUAAAUUCCAAUUCUCACAGUUCACUUAUCUCAGGUAUCUACACUAAUAAAAGAGAAACAUGCAAAUUGGUGUCCCUC